Messenger RNA from Diachasma alloeum, 3202 nucleotides. RefSeq names its product zinc transporter foi. The coding region runs from base 365 to 2482 and encodes 705 amino acids. Gene Ontology annotation, cellular component: membrane. The record is from RefSeq and is a predicted model, not a curated record. Gene Ontology annotation, biological process: zinc ion import across plasma membrane; intracellular zinc ion homeostasis. NCBI's taxonomy places the organism in Eukaryota, Metazoa, Arthropoda, Insecta, Hymenoptera, Braconidae. The transcript has 6 exons. Gene Ontology annotation, molecular function: zinc ion transmembrane transporter activity.
UUGGCGUCUGAAGAUCCCGCAGAGCACUAGAGCCCGGCAUACGACCAAGUUCACCCUGUACUUGUUGCUCCGUGUUGUGUUAGUGUAUCUAAAUAUCCUCGGCAUAAUUAUUUCCCCCGAAAAAAUAAAUGGAACAACAGUAAAAACCCCUGAAUGAUCGACAAUAGUGGACCUUGACUGAACACGAGAGCCUCUGUGCCCUCCCGAACCGCUAAAAACCCAUCGCCUUGAUUGAAUUGAAUUUUUUUUCACAACAAAUUUUUCAACAAUUUAUCUACAAAAGCCGAGGGACAACUGUUGGCCACAGCACUCUGGAGACUAUUGUUGACACUCAAUCGUCGAUAUUCAGAUAAUUCCGUGAAAAAUGUCUCAACACUUCAUGACAGUCUGCGUUGUCUGCGUGCUAUGUGCAUCCCACAAUCCCUGCUCCGCCCACACAACCAUGUCCCCCAAUCCCCAGAGCUACCAAGACCCAGUGUUAACCCCAAGUCCCAAGUACCUGCGAAUAAAUUCCAACAAUGAUCCUCGAAAUCAUCACGAGAUGAUGACACCACCAGUGGAGGAUCGAGGUGGCUCCCAUGUGCUCUCACCACAUCGUUCCAAGAAGCUCCUCCACUCGGAGAAGAUGAAACUGCGAUUUGAGAAGCAGGAGGUGCCUGUUCCCAGGGAGAUCGAUCAGCUGGAGAGUCGAGAGGUCCUCCAGAGGCUGGGACACAUCCCAGAGGAGAUUCCCUUCAAGAGGGAAAAACACUCCAUGAAUCAGGAGAAGGGGAGCAAGAUCAGGCAGGAGCGACACGUGGAGAUUCAAGACAAUUAUUAUCUCAAGAAGAUCUUUGACACCUUUGGGGAUGGGGAGAGCCUCUCCAUGGAGGGCUUCGAGAACAUGCUGAGGAAGCUAGGCCUCACUGAACUCAUCAGGAGCGUCGAGAGGGACGAGAGUCGAGUUGGAAUCAAUGGUACAUCACGAUCAGAUGAAAAUAGCAGUAAAAAAUCAGGGGAUCCCAACAGUAUAAACGCGAAAGAACAGUGCCUCAGUACUCGCGACUUCCUCACCCACCUCUCGCCACCCCCUCACCCCCCAAACGUCAGCAACCUGACCCAGGACCUCUUCUCCCGAGCCUGUCCCAUUCUCCUGUACCACCUGACGAGUUCCUCCCCCCUGGAGAACUCUGGCUGCAUAAGCAUCCCCACCAUGACCCAAAUCCCCCUGAAUCCCUACCCCGAGGAAUUCGACGACGAGCCAGCACGCAACAUCGUCCAGGUCUGGGUGUAUUCAACAAUCUCCAUAAUAAUCAUAAGUCUGUGUGGCCUCCUGGGGGUGGCAGUGAUCCCAGUAAUGGGAAAGUCCUACUACAACCAAUUGCUCCAGUUCCUGGUGGCCCUGGCAAUAGGAACACUCUGUGGAGACGCUCUGAUCCACUUGUUGCCCCACGCCAUGAUGUCCUCGCACUCUCACGAGCUUGGAGCCAUUCCCCAGGAGAUUGACCACGAGACCCUCCACAACUCGAAUAUGUGGAAGGGCCUGACUGCUAUGAUGGGCCUGAUACUCUUCUUCUUCACGGAGAAGGCCCUGUCGAUAGUGGCGGAAUGGCGAAAGUACAGGCAGAGAAGGAACAAACCGCCCUCGAGGGUCAGAGUGAUGAGGGAGAGCGAGGGGCCCAGCACUGUUGGUGAGAAAUUGUGCAAGCACAAAUACUCCUCUUAUCCGUACUGCUAUGGAGAGAUCACGACUAAGGACAAUCAUCAUGAGCACGAGCACAACGAUAAGGAGAGAAGUGGAGGGGAGGAGGUCAAGCCGCUGAAUGAGGUAUCGUCGAACUCGGUGGGAAAGGACGAGGCGGGGAAGAAGGAGGAGUGGAAGGUCGAGGAGGCUGGGAGGAAGGGCGAGGAGGAGGGGGCUGAGGGGGAUGGGUACACGGUUAUUAUUCGGGAGCAUGAGAACAAGCAUCAUGGCCAUACACAUUCACAUGGACAUGUCCAUGCAGCACCCGAAUCCAUGUCCAGUGUAGCCUGGAUGGUAAUAAUGGGUGAUGGCCUUCACAACUUCACAGAUGGCAUGGCCAUUGGUGCAGCAUUUGCUGCUAAUAUAGCUGGUGGUUUUUCAACAGCAAUAGCAGUAUUCUGUCACGAAUUACCACACGAACUCGGUGAUUUUGCUGUCCUACUUAAGGCUGGAAUGUCCGCGAAACAGGCGGUUUUUUAUAACUUACUAUCAUCGGUACUUUGUUUGUUUGGAAUGAUAUUUGGGGUCCUUCUUGGGGCUCAACCAGCCACCACUAGCUGGGUCUUUGCAGCUGCUGCUGGAAUGUUUAUUUACAUUGCACUUGUGGAUAUGAUCCCAGAAUUGUCCUCUGGACACACAGCAGAGGGUGGAUCAAACUGGCAAUGUAUCCUCCAAGGCCUAGGGCUUCUGACAGGCUUGGGAAUAAUGCUAGUAAUAGCUCUGUACGAGCACGACCUCCAACACAUAUUUAGUGAUUAAGUUCACAAUCGGAGAGGACUUUUUCUCUUCGUCAAUUCAUCGAGGAAUUUUUUUUUAUCGUGGGAGGUGUAAAAAAACCCUCGAAUAUUAAGUAGGAAUUGUAGUUACUCUGAGAUUCCAACGAAAGAACAGGUGGUUCAGGAUUUUUGCCUGAUGAAAGUUCAGAUCAAGACUUUUUGAGGUUUUUCAAGUUCAAUUAUGCGAUUUUGAACAAAACUGAACAAUUUUACAAAUCACUUUUUUAUUUCUCUCUCUGUGCAGAGGUUUUCACAGUUGUGAAAAAUGAGGGAAGGUCAAUUCAUUGAAAAUGUUUUGCUUAUGUCAGUCAUGAAUGGAAAUUCUCAUAUUGUUUAUUGCAUUCCAAUUUACGAAUGUUCAUUUCGAACAAUUUUUCAUACUGAAUUGAAGGAAUUCGUCUCUCGCUUCAUCGAUAUUUUUGGUGCAGAAAUAAGGUGCUUAGACGUAUUACUGUAAUGCCUAGAAACAUUGUAAAAGUGUUGUGAUUAUUUUUCAAUGAUAUUUGAUUCGAUGAUUGAGUGAAACUGGGAGAAUCUCAUUUCUCCGAUGGGAAUUUUAACACUAGUGUUCGUUUAAUUUGUCAGUGCUACUUAAUGAUGUCAGGAGGGGAGUGACAAGACAAGUGUCAAUUUUUUGCAUUCAUUAUUUUGCUAUUAUCUCGAGAACGAGUGGUUUUAGGAGAAAAACAGGAGCGAAAUGGUG